AUGGCAACUUCAAGCUCCAACAUUAAUUUGUGUUUCUUGAUGUUGUGUGUAAGCCUUCUUAUAACAACAACCUGUCAUGGUUACUCUGAUCAUGCUGCUUUGUUUAUCUUUGGUGAUUCAUUGUAUGAUGCUGGAAACAAUAACUACUUCAAUAAUACUAUUAUCAGAGCAAAUUUCACCCCAUAUGGGGAAACCUUCUUUAAGUAUCCUACUGGAAGGGCUUCUGAUGGUAGAUUAAUUCCAGAUUUUAUUGCUGAAUAUGCAAAUCUACCAUUGAUUCCACCAUAUCUACAACCCGGUAAUAAUCGAUUUAUAGAUGGAGCCAACUUUGCAUCGAUUGGCGCUGGUGCUCUUGUUGAAACUAAUGGAGGAUUGGUGAUAGACCUUCAAACUCAACUGAGUUAUUUCAUGAAUAUGGAGAAACAACUAAAGCAGCAACUUGGUGAUACAGAAGCUAAGAAAGUGUUAUCCAAAGCUGUUUACAUUUUCAGCAUUGGAGGCAAUGACUACUUUGCAGCUUUAGCCCCAAAUUCUACUAUUCUUCAGUUACACUCAAGAAAAGAGUACGUGGGGAUGGUUAUAGGCAAUAUAACAACGGUGAUCAAAGGAAUACAUAAGAGAGGAGGGAGGAAAUUCGGAUUUUCAAAGAUGAUUAAUUUGGGUUGUUUACCAUCCUUGAGGGCAGUUAAAAUGGCUAACACAGGUAGAUCAGGUUGCAUGGAUGAAGCUACAUUGUUGACAAAACUACACAAUAGAGCACUCUCUAAAACGCUCAAAGAACUUGAGAGACAGCUAGAAGGAUUUAAAUACUCUAAUUUUGAUGCCUAG
Dovyalis caffra is the source of this 828-nucleotide messenger RNA. Lineage: Eukaryota; Viridiplantae; Streptophyta; Magnoliopsida; Malpighiales; Salicaceae. The record is from the annotation of a GenBank genome assembly.